AUGGGCUCCAACAUGAUGGGAAUCAAGGCUGAUUUCUUGUAUAAAAACCUGACUCGCAUCGUUGUUGAAAAAGACACAUCUGUAUUCCAAACUCUCCCGUCUCGAAAACUUAUACCGGAGCUGCUGGGACAUAUGACCGAAACCAUUCCAAAAGAGAUCUUUGAGGUCCAGGAUGAUACGUCUCAAUUGAUUGAGCGGCUGCAAAGGCUAGCAAGCCAUUUGAACUCGCGGUUUACCGGAAAUGACACUUAUCCAUUCACUAUACAAAGAAUCUGCGAAGUGUGCUACCAUCCUCUCAAAUAUUUUAAAACCCACGAGCUGGCCAAAUUCGUCAACGCAUUGGAACGGUGCUGUUUGGUGAGUAGCUCUUUGGAAAACGAGUCGCACGCCCCUUGCGAGAAAAAUGGAAGCGAUACAGGCGAUGUAUCGCUGAAAAGAAUAGCCUGGGUGAACGAAAGCGAAGAAAAGGGCCUUGCAACGUUUUUACGGGAAAUAGAAGCCACCGUAUGCGUCAAUUUUGGAUACGAAAACGAUGAUGACGAAGAUGACGACAUGAAUCACUCGGAACAGAUCGGUACGGCGUACGUUAACAACGAAGCCGAAGACGAUGACGAAGAGGACGGUGACUAUAUUGCGGAGGAAGAGUUGAAAGACGACGAGGACGACGAGGACGAAGAAGAUGGAGAAGAUGAUGAAGAUCAAGAAUUUGACGAAGACGAUGAUGGUAGUGAUUCUGAGAACGGUCUCGACGAGAAAAUGCCGAAUUCUCAAAAGGCCACCACUGAAGACACGGAAACUACCGAUACGACUCACGCAAGAACAAAAGGGUUAAGGGACGCUAUGUCAAUCGACAGGCGCGAACCAGUGGUUGAGGGUGCAGGCGCCCUUGAAGAAGAAGAUUCAACGAGCGAAGACGACGAUCUCGACGCCAAAGACGUUUUUCGUAAGCGGAAACCAACAGAAAUGGACGUUUAUGAUUAUGAGGAAAAGGAAGAGGCAAGUAUAACCACCCCAAAAAAACAGCGGGCAAUAAACCCCACUACGACGCUAGCACAUUCUCCCAUGUUCGCUCAAGGUUCUGCUGUUCAAAGCGCCAGUCUCGAACAACAAAUUUCGAUGCUAGUCUCUCCAAGUUCCGUAUCAUCAUCCGAAAAUAAGAAAAUCACAGCGAUAUCUGGUGAAUAUCUCGAGAAGACUAGCCCGCUGGCAAACAAAAGUGGGAAAAGAUAG
Molecule: messenger RNA, 1230 nt
Organism: Lachancea sp. 'fantastica'
Lineage: Eukaryota; Fungi; Ascomycota; Saccharomycetes; Saccharomycetales; Saccharomycetaceae
Source: the annotation of a GenBank genome assembly